CCGAUAUUCUCGUUCUCCGGUAUUUACACCAACGAUUAGCUAUCUGCCCUCCCCCCGAUUUCCGCAGAGAUAGUCGCGAUCUUGUUCUUAUCUUGCUAUUGCGGCCCUUGGCCGGAGCCCUUUUCCCCCGCCCGCCUCGCGAGAUGAGCGGUCUCGCCGAUCCCACGUCUAGAAAUACCAUAUUUCCUGGUGCAGCAGAUGCGCCAGGCAAGACACGAAAGCUUCCUCUCCUCUCUUCCUCCAUCCCAUCUUCCAAUCAACCCAUGGGCGACCCUAUGGAGGUCACUACGCCUGCUUCAGCAGCGGCAGCGGGCGCUGGACCCUCGGUCUCCAACAGUUCCGACCCUAAUCGAGCGGGUGCAAACACUAUAACCACUUCCAAUGGCUCGAAUGAAACUGGACACGCGCACAAUCAUGCAGCACCCAACCAGGCUAUCGGAGCUGCAGCAGCAGCACAGCAACCCAAAGUUGUGCAAACUGCAUUUAUUCAUAAGCUGUAUAACAUGCUAGAGGACCCUAGUAUCCAGCAUUUAAUAUCAUGGUCCAGCACCAAUGACAGUUUCGUCAUGUCGCCUACUUCCGAAUUUUCUAAAGUUCUUGCCCAAUACUUCAAACAUACCAAUAUCUCGUCCUUCGUGAGGCAAUUGAACAUGUAUGGUUUUCAUAAAGUUAGCGAUGUCUUCCAUACCGGAUCACCAGACUCGGCACUUUGGGAAUUCAAACACGGUAAUGGCAAUUUCAAACGUGGUGAUCUUAUUGGAUUACGAGAGAUUAAGAGGCGAGCUUCGCGGCAUGCGUUGAUUCAUCGCGACUCGUUUCCGGGUCAUAAAGCCGUCGCCUCCCAGCCUGGUACGCCAGCUGAGCCGGUCGCUGAUGCCACCGAAGCUCGCUUGAUGAAUUUAGAGCAUACAAUGUAUGACAUGCACAACCGCCUGAGUCGCGCCGAAGAAGGCAAUGUGGCACUCAAUGCAAGAUGCCUAGCUAUGGCAGAGAGCUUGAGCAGAUGCUAUCAUUGGACACACUCAAUCUCACGCUUUCUUCAAGGUGUGAUUCCGGACCGUGAAAGCUUGCUAUACCGGGAUGUGUCCAGCAUGCAGGCAGAACUAGAAAAACACCUCGAUAGCGUGCGAGCUCUGGAACACCCCCCUGAUCCGUACCUAUCUAUCCGACAACCCUAUGUCCCUACUGUAUCAGUCGAUCCGGGGCCACCUCUAUCUCCGCGACAAAUGCCGCAGGAAGACAGUCGUCGACCUUCGAUGAUGGAUACGGCCAGGCCCAACAUGAUUCGGCCUCCUGUCCCUUCACAUCUAACUGUAUCGCCUCGUCGAUAUGGUUCAAUCGGUGCAGCUAAUUCUUCCCCAACCUACAACCGCCCGCAGGUCCCGACGGUCAUUCCCCCACAACAGCCGAUGCCUCACCCUCUUUCAUCUGUCUCGUCGCCGCCAGGGCCCAAUUUGGCUCGUCGACAUACAUCCGCGGACAUUCGACAGCAUGGUUGGCCGCCUCCUGGUGUAUCUCCAUUCCCGUCUGCUCAUCAACCGGGUACGGCAGCAGCUCCUUGGUCUCCGUCGCCGCAUCGAACCCCAACUUCAAGUGAUCAACAAGUCAGAGAAGUUUUGGCACAGUACGAGAUGGGGGCACCACGACGUCUGCAGGAUACAUCGCGUCAUGCCACCCCACCCUUGAAUCCGGAACAAACAGUUUCCACAUCUGCCGCCGAUAACGGUUGGACAUUGGGUCCGAGGUUCUCUCGACAUGAAUCAUCUUUGCCUGCAACUAGACGAUCGAGCAUGGCUAGCAAUGUUCAUUCGUUGCUGAACCCCGCUGACACCGCUGAACGGCCUGAUGAGGAUCAGCAUGCGAUGAUCGAGGAUCGUAAACGAAAACGGUUGGAAUAGACGAACGUUGGCUUGCUGUCCUGGCUAUGCUCUCCCCAUAUGAUGAUGCAUUUUCUAGGGUCUCCGGCGAAGAUUCCACCAGGGAUCAAGUAUUAAUUCACCAUUACAAAGCCAAGCGUUCAGUACUGUAUAUCAUGGAAUAUUCACCAUAAUAUCUGGAUUUGGUCAAUUGUCAAAAUUCUUGGUGGAUCGAUAAACACGUACACACACAAACACACACACACACACUCUCUCUCCUUUAGCGGUCUGACUUCAAGGGGACAUUGAAUGUCCUUUCUUCUUACUCAACUUUAGGGAGGUGCUGAUUACUCUUUUGCCAGCAUUGAUACCUGUGUAACAUCAAAGGACAUCGUGGAUGUUAGCAUGUGACAUAUUAUGGUUGCAUUGAUGGUGGCGCCAGCAUCCGAGGCUUCUUUCGUCUUAUUAUCAUUUACCCUCGAGUUGGGAGGGCAAAAAGUUCUUGGGUAUUCCUUAGAAAGGAGAAUGUAUGUUGGUAUCUAGGUGGCUAUACUCUCGAGUAUACGUAGAUUUAACCGGCGGGCUGGCCCUUCAGAUCAAGGAACCAAGUGGCUGUGUGGAGUUGCAAAUGUGUAUAUAA
Messenger RNA from Aspergillus alliaceus, 2496 nucleotides. Its product is annotated as HSF-type DNA-binding-domain-containing protein. Gene Ontology annotation, biological process: regulation of DNA-templated transcription. Gene Ontology annotation, molecular function: DNA-binding transcription factor activity; sequence-specific DNA binding. The coding region runs from base 144 to 1898 and encodes 584 amino acids. Lineage: Eukaryota; Fungi; Ascomycota; Eurotiomycetes; Eurotiales; Aspergillaceae. The record is from RefSeq and is a predicted model, not a curated record. The transcript is spliced from 6 exons.